GACGAGAGCGAUUUCCGUGUCGCCGCCGGCGACGAGACCGGACAGCCUCCACUCCUCGCGCGCGCGGCGUCCAUGGAUAGCGCCGGCCAGGCGGGCUGGUACGUGCUCGGCCCGAGCCAGGAGCACGUCGGCCCCUACACGCUCACCGAGCUGCGAGGACAUUUUGCUAAUGGGUACCUCAACGAGAGCACAAUGCUCUGGGCAGAGGGGAGGAGUGAAUGGAUGCCGCUGUCUUCGGUUCCGGAGGUGCAUUCUGGGGUCACAAAGAAGGAUCAGCCCGAACAAGAAACUGAAGAUGGUUUCGAGAAAUUCCAGAAGGAGCUUAUAGAAGCUGAGUCAGAGGUGGAAGCGUUGAAAGACAAGACUGCAGAUCAUGACGUAAACAUACAGCUUGCCGUUGAUGAUCCUGACGAGCGACCAACAUCCCCACCAGAUGGUGUGGAAGAAUUUACUGACGAUGAUGGCACCAUCUACAAGUGGGAUCGCACCCUGAGGGCAAUGGUUCCUCAAAAUGAUGUAUCGGGUAAAACAGAAGGCUAUAAGGAGAAUGAUGUAUCAGGUAAAAAGGAUGAUUAUGGACUUGAAGAAAUGACUUUUGCAGUUGAGGAAGAAGUACUUCAACCACCAGAAAUUCCUGUUUCCUCCACAUUAGAUGAAAACAAUGCUUUAACUGAAAAACAAAACAAAGAACCAGAGAAGGUAGAAAAUAGACAACAAAAGAAGCGAAAGUCUAAAGAGAAGCCAGCUGAAAAGAAGGAAGCUGACAAACCUCCAGAAGCUUGGUUUGAACUCAAAGUUAACACAAAUGUCUAUGUUACUGGCUUGCCUGAUGAUGUCACAGCCGAGGAGAUUGUAGAGGUAUUUUCCAAGUGUGGAAUUAUAAAGGAGGAUCCAGGGACGAGGAAUCCCCGGGUGAAAAUCUAUACUGACAAGGAAACAGGCAGAAAAAAGGGUGACGCUUUAGUGACCUAUCUAAAGGAGCCUUCUGUACCUUUAGCAAUUCAGCUAUUGGAUGGGACAUCAUUCCGUCCUGGUGGUAAGACCCUAAUGUCCGUAAGUGUGGCCGAAUUUCAGCAGAGAGGUGAGGUUUUCGUGGCCAAGAAGGCAGAUAAGCAAAAGAAAAAGAAAGGCAAGAAGGUCGAAGAUAAGAUGUUAGGAUGGGGUGGACAUGAUGAUAAGAAGGUCAUGAUUCCUACUCAAGUGAUUUUGCGGAAUAUGUUCGCUCCUGUUGAAUUGAGAGAGAAUGAUGCUCUUCUUCCCGAGCUUGAGGUGGAUGUUAGAGAAGAAUGCGUGAAAUUUGGUCCGGUUGACAAUGUCAAGGUCUGUGAAAAUCACCCACAAGGAGUUAUAUUGGUAAAAUUCAAAGACCGGAAAGAUGGCCUCAAAUGCAUAGGGGCGAUGAACGGAAGAUGGUUUGGUGGGAGGCAGGUAGAAGCGAGCGAAGAUGAUGGUACAAUCAAACAUGCUCUGAUACGUGACUAUGAUGGCGAGGUGUCAAGGCUGGAUCGCUUUGGAGAAGAGCUAGAGGAAUCCACAUAGGGAGUCUCGAUCAUAUGGCAGUUUAGGACUGUUCUGUAGGUGAUAGGAUGAAAUUACAACAACAGCAAAACAAACGAAGCGCAGUUGGGUCAUCUGUUCACCCGGUUAAUCUUAGCAAGACUGCUUCUGGGUUAGCUUUAAGCAGCGGAGCCAAAAACUGUUACCAGUGGUCAGCAGCUAAACUUUGUCUUAAUGUACAUUACAGAGGUUGGGCCCUUUUUCCGUGUGCAAUCUGGUACUCUCAUUGACAUACAACCAAACCACUGAUACGAUACUUUUUUUAAAUAUAUGUCAGCUGUUACGAUACUGGA
Molecule: messenger RNA, 1850 nt
Organism: Lolium rigidum
Lineage: Eukaryota; Viridiplantae; Streptophyta; Magnoliopsida; Poales; Poaceae
Product: splicing factor U2AF-associated protein 2-like
Exons: 13
Coding region: 73-1539 (488 amino acids)
Biological process (GO): mRNA splicing, via spliceosome
Cellular component (GO): U2-type spliceosomal complex; U2 snRNP
Molecular function (GO): RNA binding
Source: RefSeq, a predicted model, not a curated record